Messenger RNA from Dendrobium catenatum, 4260 nucleotides. RefSeq names its product epidermal growth factor receptor substrate 15-like 1. The coding region runs from base 316 to 3945 and encodes 1209 amino acids. The record is from RefSeq and is a predicted model, not a curated record. Gene Ontology annotation, cellular component: intracellular membrane-bounded organelle; plasma membrane; cytoplasm. Gene Ontology annotation, biological process: endosomal transport; endocytosis. Gene Ontology annotation, molecular function: protein binding; calcium ion binding. The transcript is spliced from 13 exons. NCBI's taxonomy places the organism in Eukaryota, Viridiplantae, Streptophyta, Magnoliopsida, Asparagales, Orchidaceae.
CUUCUCCUUCUCCUUGCUGCAGCUAUCGAUCGACGAAGAGGAAAUCAUUGGUAGCUUCGAAAAUCGGCACUGAGUAGCCUCUCGGCGGCCAUCUUCCGUUGCAUAACUGGCGAUCGGAUCCUCAGCCUCGCACGGGGAAAGGCCUCUUCCAUUUCUCGUAUCCAGCUGUGAAUCUUGCUUGGAAGUUACUAAAAAUUCGUUUCGACCAAGUCAGGAUCUCGGCCGAACGCCUAACACUGUAAACGUGUUCUGCUUCCUUCCGACCGCCGACGGGCGGGUUUUCUGGUGUUCUCGACUACCGAUCUUUAAAUUUGUAUGGCGGCGGAACAGGGCCAGGUUCCAAACGCGGACGCCUUCGAUGCCUACUUCAGGAGAGCUGAUGUGGACCAGGAUGGAAGGAUCAGCGGAGCAGAGGCGGUCGCUUUCUUCCAGGGAUCCAACUUACCCAAAGAAACCCUUGCUCUAGUAUGGUCCUAUGCUGCUGGUGGAAACAGUUCUUUGGGGCGUUUGGAGUUCCACAAUGCGUUAAGACUUGUGACAGUUGCUCAAAGUGGGCGACAACUUACAGCAGAUAUUGUGAAGGCAGCAUUAUAUGGUCCAGCUGCAGCUAAAAUUCCAGCGCCAAAGAUAAAUCCUGCUCCUGGUUCUGCAGGACAGAUGAAUAGCGUGGCUACUUCUGCACCCCAAGCAAAUCAAAUGUUAGUGCAGCCUACUCAGACUGGUUUUAUAAGGCCACCUGGUUCUCAGAUAAAUUCCAUGGCUUUUUCUGCACCUCAAACAAAUAACAUAUUGCCACAGCCUGCUUCAACAGGUUUUGUGCGACUGCCUACUUCUCAAAUGACUGCUGCACCAUUGCCUCAAUCUUCUCAGUCAGGAUUUAUGAGGCCUCAUGCUUCUCAGAUGAAUUCUAUGGCUACAUCCUCACCCCAUGCAAAUAGCAUGAUACAACAGCCUCCUCAGGCUAGCUUUAUGAGGCCUCCUCCUCAGCUGAAUUCCACAUUCACUUCCACACCCCAAGCAAAUAACAUGUUAUUGCAGCCUGCGCAGGCUGGUUUCAUUAGGCCAAAUCCUUCUCAAAACACUGGUCUCACUGGACAACAGAUGCCCAUAGCCACAGGUUUAAACUACCAGGGUUCCCCUGCUACACAGAGCAAUGUUUCGAGGCCGCCUCAAGCUUCACAAGUUGCAGCAUCACAUCCAGUGCAGGGGUUUAGUCAAGGACUCAAUGCUGCGAGUACUGCAAUAAAUCUAUCUUUAUCUACUGACGGGAUUGCUGGUAGGAGUAGCGGGUCACAAGGAGCUGUUAAUUCUCAAGUUCCUAACCAUGCGUCCAUUGCAGAUAAAGAUGGUUUUGGUAUAGUUCAUUCAAAUCUGGAUGCAACUUCUAAACCGCAAAUCCAACAUGUACACUCUUCCCCAAUCACUUCAAGGCCUCUUGAUCCAGUGUCAGCCUCCUUCCAAACUACUUCCAAGGAUUCAAACGUUUUGGGUGUUUCCGGAAAUGGUUUUUCUUCCAAUUCAAUAUUUGGUGGCGACGUAUUUUCAGCAGCCCAGAUUAAGCAGGAUGCUUCCAUACCUAUCUCGUCUGCAAACAGUUUCUUCAACUCAUCUAAUUCGGCCCCUGUAGCACCUAAAAAUGCUGCAAAUCCAAGUCAGCAUGUUAAUAUUCAGGUCAUGCCAGGCCUUCCUCCAGUUGCAAAUCAGUUUCAGAGGACUCAACCCCCUAUUAAACAGAAUCAGCCAGAGACAAUACAAAACAAUUUGGCAUUGCCUGCUCACAGUGUUCCAAGUGGCCCUGAUAGCAGUGUUUCCACUCAAAAUGAAGUUCCAUGGCCGAAAAUUACUCAGUCUGACAUUCGGAAGUAUACUAAAGUUUUUUUGGAAGUUGACAAGGACAGGGAUGGUAAAAUUACUGGUGUAGAGGCUAGAAACCUGUUCUUGAGUUGGAGACUACCUAGAGAGAUCUUGAGGCAAGUGUGGGACUUAUCAGACCAGGAUAGUGAUAGCAUGCUUUCAUUGAGGGAGUUUUGUGUUGCUGUUUACUUGAUGGAGCGCUACAGAGAAGGCCGUCCUCUUCCUUCUGUCCUUCCUAAUAGUGUAAAGUUCGAUCAAACUUUAAUACUUGCAACAGGGCAGCCAUCAUCUGCAUAUGGUGCGUCAGCUUGGCAGCCAAGGCCUGCUUUAUCUCAACAGCCAAUGCCGGGCUCUCUUUCUGUUGUGCCUCCCACUAGGGUGGAGUCUUCCACAAGGACUCCAAUCCCUUCUCAGCCUGAUGAUGUAGUGUCGCCAGUGCAACCAAAAACAAAAGUGCCAGUGUUGGAGCAGAACAUGUUGAACCAGCUUAGUGAAGAGGAACAGAAAGCGCUCAACUCGAAGUUACAAGAAGCAACUGAUGCUGAUAAUAAGGUUCAAGAAUUGGAGAAGGAGAUCCUUGAUUGUAAGCAGAAGACCGAAAAUUACCGCAAACAGAUGCAAGAACUUGUUCUCUACAAAAGCAGGUGUGACAGCAGACUAAAUGAGGUCAUAGAAAGGGCUGCUGCUGACAAACGUGAGGUUGAGCUGUUGGCAAAGAAGUAUGAGGAAAAGUAUAAGCAGACAGGAGAUGUGACUUCUAAACUGACACUGGAUCAGUCUUUGUUUCGGGAUAUUCAGGAGAGAAAGAUGGAGUUAUAUAAUGCAAUUGUAAAAAUGGAACAAGGUGAACUGUCAGAUGGUGUGCUUCAGGAACGCGCCGAGAAAAUACAAACUGAUCUGGAUGAACUGGUAAAAGCUUUGAAUGAGAGGUGUAAGGAUAGUGGUUUACGAUCGAAGCCCACUUCACUAGUGGAACUUCCGUUUGGUUGGCAACCUGGCAUUCAAGAAGGAUCUGCUGAUUGGGAUGAAAGCUGGGACAAGUUUGACAAAGAUGAUGGGUUUACAAUCAUCAAGGAACUUACUCUUGAAGUGGAAAAUGUUGUUGCACCUGAAAAACUGAAGUCCACCUCAGUUACGAGUGGCAAAGUACCAGCGGUCACAGCUACAUCAAAUGAAAGUGAUAAAGCCACUAAAGAUGAGGAGCUUGCAUCUUUCUCCAAAGUAGAGGGCAAGACUGGUAAGUCUUUGACUACCGGAGGGCUUUUAACUGAAGCUGAAUUGUCUCAUGUGCAUGGUGAAGAUGGUUUGGUACGAAGCCCCUCUGGUAGUCCUGGAAGAAGUACUAUUGAAAGUCCAUCUCGAGAAUUUCAAUCUACAUUUUCACCUCAUGUCCAUGCGAAAGAACAUCACAGUGAAUUUGAUGGUCCUGAAUCCAGCAUAUCUGGGGAGAAUUUUACUGACGAGGUAACUUGGGGUGCAACUUUCGACAGCGAUGACGCCGAUUCUCUUUGGGGCUUCAAUCCAAUCAAGACAAAGGAAGCUUUUCAUGUUGGGAGCAGGCUGGACUCUUUUUCUGGUCCUGGAGACUUUGGUCUUGGGGCAGAUUCACCUAGCGCAGCAAGUGUUUUUGGGAAAGACAGAGGCCCAUUCUUUGAUUCAGUUCCAAGCACUCCUCUCUUCAACUCUGGCUUCUCACCCAAAUUUAAUGAAGGACUAGAUGACCACUCUUUCAAUACCUUCAGUCGAUUCGAUUCUUUCGGCAUGAACGACAGCACCUUCCCCUCGAGCGGAACCCUAGCAAGAUUCGACUCAAUGCGCAGCACAACCGAUCAAUCGCAUGAUGCCUUCUCUAGAUUCGAUUCCUUCCGCAGCACGACCGACACACCAAGAGAGUUUUCAAGAUUUGAGUCCACGAUCGGCACAGCCGAAUCUCCUCGCAAAACCAUAGCGAGAUUCGACUCGAUCCAAAGCACCGCUGAUUAUAAUCAUGGAUUCUCCUUCGACGAUCCGGACCCCUUCGGAUCCGGGAUCUUCAAGACCUCGGAGAGCCAUACCCCCAAGAAGAACAGUGAUCCAUGGAGCUCCUUUUAACGAACUGCAUUCCCAAUGUCAUGUCCAAGGAGUUCCAUUGCAAUUCCAGUAAGAUUUGUCUCCAAUUUUGUGUGCUAUAUUAUCAUGCUUUUGUGAAUGCGUUUGUUGCAGCUUUGGGGCUUUUCUUUCCUUCAGAUUAUGUUGUCUUUCUUUAUUUGUCUAUUUUAUAGCUUGCCUGUGGAUGAAAAUAGAUUUUCUCUUAAUUUUUUUUUUCUGAAGCCCUCUCAUUUUUUUUUUUUCAUGAUUUAUGGAUUGUAACUAAAAAGGUUGAUCAUUUGAACUAUAUAAAUACUUAAGGACUUCUGGUUAUGUAAA